Molecule: messenger RNA, 2627 nt
Organism: Triticum dicoccoides
Lineage: Eukaryota; Viridiplantae; Streptophyta; Magnoliopsida; Poales; Poaceae
Product: G-type lectin S-receptor-like serine/threonine-protein kinase At2g19130
Exons: 1
Coding region: 1-2211 (736 amino acids)
Biological process (GO): protein phosphorylation; recognition of pollen
Molecular function (GO): ATP binding; protein serine/threonine kinase activity
Source: RefSeq, a predicted model, not a curated record
AUGCCUCCCCUCUACAUACUAUUCGGGCUUCUCCUCUUGUACACUCCUCUUUGGUGCUUCUCUGUAGCUGCAUAUGAAGAUUCUCUCACGGCAGGCCAAGCACUCGCCGUCGGUGGCAAGCUCGUCUCAAGAAACGGCAAGUUUGCCCUCGGCUUCUUCCAGCCAGCAGCAAGCGGCAUCAGUAAGUCGUCCCACAAUGCCACCUCCCCCAGCUCCAGCUGGUACCUUGGCAUAUGGUUCAAUAAGAUCCCAGUUUUCACUACCGUGUGGGUUGCUAAUAGGGAUCAGCCCAUCACCAACCCUAGUGUCAACCUAACACAGCUCAAGAUAUCAAGCGAUGGCAAUCUUGUCAUCGUAAACCAUGCCGCCAAAACUGAAUCCAUAGUUUGGUCCACUCACAUUGUCAAUAGGAAAAACAGUAGCAUAAACACCACCACCUCUAGCUCCGUUGUUCUCUUGAACAGUGGAAACCUUGCCCUACUCGUAAAUAGCCAAGAGAUGUUGUGGCAGAGCUUCGACUACCCAACAGAUAUCGGGCUUCCUGGCGCCAAGUUGGGCCGUAACAAGGUCACUGGUUUCAGUCGCCAGUACAUAUCAAAAAAGAGCCUCAUUGAUCUGGGUCUUGGCUCAUACAGCAUUGAACUAAAAGACACCAGCGGGAUUGUCCUCAAGCGCAGCAACAACCCCCUGGUAAAGUAUCUGACUUAUGCAACCACGGGAUCAUCAUCUUUGAUACCAGUACUCAAGUCAUUACUAGAUUUGGAUCCCCGGACCAAAGGUUUGAUUAACCCAAUAUAUGUCGAUAACAACCAAGAGGAGUACUACACGUACACUUUACUGGAUGAAUCAUCAACUUCCAUGUUUGUCUCACUAGACAUCUCUGGUCAGGUCAAACUGAAUAUUUGGUCACAAGCCAACCAGUCCUGGCAAACCAUAUAUUCUGAGCCUGCAGAUCCCUGCAGCCCACCUGCUACAUGCGGACCUUUCACGGUCUGCAAUGGCAUUGCACAUCCACCCUGUGACUGUAUGGAGAGCUUCUCCCAUAAGUCACCGCAGGAUUGGGAGUUUGAGGAUCGAACAGGAGGAUGUAUCAGAAACACACCGUUACAUUGCAGCACUAGUGGUAACAGCAAAAACAUGACAAGUUCAUCAGACAUGUUCCACCCCAUUGCUCAAGUUCAAUUGCCCUACAACCCGCAAAUAAUAGAUGUUGCUACCACUCAGAGCAGAUGUGAAGAAGCAUGUCUCGGUUCCUGCUCCUGCACUGCUUAUUCCUAUAGCAAUAGCAGAUGCUCUGUCUGGCAUGGGGAAUUGUUUAGUUUAAAUCUGAAUGAUGGCAUUGAUAAUAAUUCUGAAGAUGUUCUUUACCUUCGCCUUGCCACCAAAGAUUUGCUGCCAGGUUCCAGAAAAAAGAAAAGAAAACCAAACGUCGGAGUUUUUACUGCUGCAAGUAUUAUUGGUUUUGGGUUACUAAUGCUCAUGCUGUUGUUACUGAUUUGGAGGAACAAAUUCAAGUGGUGUGGUUUGCCUUUAUACGGCAAUCAAGGUAGUGCUGGUGGAAUUAUAGCCUUCAGAUACACUGAAUUAGUUAGUGCUACUAAAAACUUCUCAGAAAAGCUUGGAGGUGGUGGUUUUGGUUCUGUAUACAAGGGAAUGUUAAGUGAUUCGACGAUUACUAUAGCAGUGAAAAAGCUUGAUGGUGACCGUCAAGGAGAGAAGCAAUUCAGGGCCGAGGUGAGCUCAAUUGGACUGAUCCAGCACAUAAACCUAGUCAAAUUGAUUGGUUUCUGCUGCAGAGGCAACCACAGAUUACUUGUGUAUGAACACAUGUUUAAUGGGUCUCUUGAUGGUCAUCUAUUUAAGAAGAGCAAUGUUGAUGCUGCCGUCCUGAGUUGGAACACCAGAUAUCAGAUAACCCUAGGAGUUGCUAGAGGAUUAUCCUACUUGCAUCAGAGUUGUCGUGAGUGCAUCAUACACUGCGAUAUUAAGCCGGAGAACAUACUUCUGGAUACAUCAUUUGUUCCUAAAGUUGCAGACUUUGGGCUGGCAGCGUUUGUGGGAAGGGAUUUCAGCCGAAUUCUGACUUCAUUCAGGGGCACUGCAGGUUAUCUUGCCCCAGAGUGGCUUACCGGAGUGGCAAUCACACCGAAAGUUGAUGUUUGGCAUGGUUUUGUUGGAAAUCAUAUCUGGAAGGAGGAAUUCCUCACCUGAAGAAUCAUACAACGCUAGCAGCAGCGGUAACCAGAAUGUUAAAUAUUUCCCUGUCCAAGCCAUCAGCAAGCUUCAUGGCGGAGAUUUGAAGAGUUUGGUGGAUCCACAGUUACAUGGUGACUUCAACUUGGAAGAGGCUGAAAGGGUUUGCAAAGUUGCAGGUUGGUGCAUCCAAGAUAAUGAGUUUGAUCGCCCGACAAUGGGUGAAGUGGUCCGGGUUCUCGAGGGUCAACAGGAGAUUGAUGUGCCCCCAAUGCCAAGAUUGCUUGCAGCUGUAACGGAACAAUCUGGUGCUCCAACUUUAAUGUAAUAAUAAUUUGUAGUCGAUAUUAGUAGUCUUUGUUAAUUUCAGCAAUUUUCUUAAAGUUGUAUUGUGGAGAGGAAGGAAUAAAGGAAGGCAAGCUUGCAGUUUUUAA